AGCGUUGGAACUGAAGCUCCCGAAAGAGCAUUCGCCGCGAAUUUAGCCACAAUUUGUCUCAUUGUGUCACUCGAUGGCCAACGCUAUCAAAGACUUCUUCAGGAAGAAGAAGUUGGACGCGAAGUUCAAAAUGGCUGGAAGUGGACACCUGUUGGCAGACAACAGCACACCUUCAGCCGCCACUUCGUCACCAACUUCUUCGUCGACCAGUACUUCAAAUACGAGUCAAUCGAACCGCAAGAAUAUGACGACUCAGAAGGCAGCCGAAGCCGCCAUCGAACGCAUCCAAAGACAACAAUCGACUAAUAAAAGCAAUACUUUAGAGAAUAUUCUUCAGGAGGAAAGACAAAAGAUUAGCGAAGAAUACAAAAUGAAAGAGAGAGCACAGUCUUUAGUGAAAGAAGAGGAGAAACUGGAGAAGAAGUAUAAGGACUUCGAUGCAAACCAACGGUUCAGUUGUCCCACAAUUGGUUUAGACGAAUCGCUUUCAAGUGAUGAACUGUUGUCGAGAAUCCUUGAUUUCAUUCAAACCAAUUUUGCGGACGACCUCACUUUGAUGUCUGUCUUAACGCUGAUUAACUGCAACAGUGGUAGUGAUAACUCUGAGCAAAGGAUAGAUGAGUGCAUUAAGACAUUGGAUAAAGUGGUCACUAAUUUAGGGAACAGUACUGUCGAAGAGAGAGAAAAGUUCAAUGAGUGCAUUAAGACAUUGGAUAAAGUGGUCACUAAUUUAGGGAACAGUACUGUCGAAGAGAGAGAAAAGUUCAGUAAAAUUAGAAAAUCAAAAAUUGAGAAAAAAGUGUUGGAAUUGAAGGGCGGACUCGAGUUCUUGAUCUCAAUUGGUUUUGAAUUAGACUCGACUGAGGAAUGGCUUAUUUUUAGUGAUAAGGCUUCCGAUAUAAGAGAACAAAUGUGUUAUUAUAAGGAUGUGCUGAAUAACCCGCAAAAGUUUCCAAUAGUUCUGGACAGACAGGCAGUACGUGUUGAGAACAAUCAAAAGACUCCAAAAGACGACUUAAGUGACAAUUUCUUCAAACUAUCGACUGAUGAAGUGGUGCGUGAAAUGCAGACAUUGACUCAAAAGAGAGAAUUGGAAGAAACGCUACGAACCAAAGCCAUGAGAGAGCAAAAGCACAGGAGGUUUGAUGCAAAGUAUUCUCGACUUAGGUUUAAGUUCGCAAACGGUCUUCAAAUUGAGGCCACUUUCGCGGCCAAUGAGACCCUAACGGACGUCAAGGACUGGAUAUCAGAGCGAUCGGAGUUAACAGACUUUAACCUGAAGUGCGUCCACGAAGUGUUCACUGAACUACACGUUCAUAAAACUCUGAAAGAACUAAAUUUGGUGCCGACCGCAACCCUUCUCAUUGUAUCCUAA
Oppiella nova is the source of this 1375-nucleotide messenger RNA. The record is from the annotation of a GenBank genome assembly. NCBI's taxonomy places the organism in Eukaryota, Metazoa, Arthropoda, Arachnida, Sarcoptiformes, Oppiidae.